AUGGAGAACGGAACAGCGCCCGCCCAGAACGAGGGCAGAGACCCCUCGGGCUUCCUGUCCGAGAUCAUCGGCAACAACGUCACCGUCAAGCUCAACUCGGGCGUCGUCUACAAGGGCGAGCUUCAGUCGGUUGAUGGCUACAUGAACAUCGCGCUGGAAAAGACGGAGGAGCACAUCAACGGCAAGAAGGGCAGGACAUAUGGUGAUGCCUUUGUCAGAGGCAACAAUGUUAUGUACAUCUCGGCCGACUGA
This is a messenger RNA of Microdochium trichocladiopsis, 252 nucleotides long. RefSeq lists its product as uncharacterized. Bases 1 to 252 code for a protein of 83 amino acids. The record is from RefSeq and is a predicted model, not a curated record. Gene Ontology annotation, biological process: mRNA splicing, via spliceosome; maturation of SSU-rRNA. Gene Ontology annotation, molecular function: RNA binding. The transcript has 3 exons. Lineage: Eukaryota; Fungi; Ascomycota; Sordariomycetes; Xylariales; Microdochiaceae. Gene Ontology annotation, cellular component: P-body; sno(s)RNA-containing ribonucleoprotein complex; U6 snRNP.